AUGCACCCCACAACAUCUCUCUUCGCCCUCCUCCUACUCCAAACAACCCUCGCCCUCCCAACCGCAAAAGACAACAAAGUCUUCGCCCCAACCCCUGACCUGCCCCCCGUCCCCGUCCAAGACCUCGGCAUCCACACGGGCAAAAUCGGCGUAGACAACGUCGACCUCUCGGCCCUACGCGUCGAUCCCGUCCGCGUCAUCAACAGAAUCCAGUCGUCGUCACAUUCUACCUCGUCUCUCCUCACUAAACGCCGAGACGUGCUACUUGAAGAAGAAGAUGGGCGGAUUACUAUCGCCAAAAACAAACGCUCGCAUAUCCAGGUUGAUCCGGUGGAGGUGAAUGUUCAUAUCAUGAGGCCUGAGGUGCAUACGAUGAGUAGUGGGAAGAGUGGCAAGGUGGAGGGGGUGCAGAGGGAGACGAGAAAGGGGGAUGAGGAUGUGUAG
Colletotrichum phormii is the source of this 444-nucleotide messenger RNA. RefSeq lists its product as uncharacterized. The coding region runs from base 1 to 444 and encodes 147 amino acids. The record is from RefSeq and is a predicted model, not a curated record. The transcript has a single exon. Lineage: Eukaryota; Fungi; Ascomycota; Sordariomycetes; Glomerellales; Glomerellaceae.